Molecule: messenger RNA, 1081 nt
Organism: Salvia splendens (bonfire salvia)
Lineage: Eukaryota; Viridiplantae; Streptophyta; Magnoliopsida; Lamiales; Lamiaceae
Product: ER lumen protein-retaining receptor
Exons: 6
Coding region: 117-764 (215 amino acids)
Biological process (GO): protein retention in ER lumen
Cellular component (GO): membrane
Molecular function (GO): ER lumen protein retrieval receptor activity
Source: RefSeq, a predicted model, not a curated record
UUUCAUUUUGUCUAAAUUAAAAAAAGGGAAAUACGCAAAAUCUUGUUCUGCUAUUUUCUGGGCAGAAGCAAAAAUUUUCUGGUUUGCAAAGAGAGUGAGAAGAAAAGGGAGUGAAGAUGAAUAUAUUCAGGCUAGUAGGGGAUAUGACACAUUUGGCAAGUGUUCUUGUCCUGCUCCUCAAGAUUCACACUAUCAAAUCAUGUGCAGGCGUUUCUCUGAAGACUCAGGAGCUCUAUGCUAUUGUUUUUGCUACUCGCUACUUGGAUUUAUUUACACAAUAUGUGUCUCUCUAUAACACACUUAUGAAAUUAAUAUUUUUGGUGAGCUCUUUCUCAAUCAUCUGGUAUAUGAGGCGUCACAAGAUUGUGCGCAGAUCAUACGACAAAGAUCACGACACUUUUCGCCACUAUUUUCUAAUUCUUCCAUGCUUAUUAUUAGCCCUGAUCUUGAAUGAGAAGUUUACCUUUAAAGAGGUUAUGUGGGCCUUUUCCUUGUACCUGGAAGCUGUUGCCAUCCUUCCUCAACUGGUCUUGUUGCAGAGAACAAGAAAUAUUGACAACUUGACAGGGCAAUAUGUUUUUCUUCUAGGUGCCUACCGAUCAUUCUACAUUUUGAACUGGGUUUACCGUUACUUCACUCAGCCACACUUUGUCCACUGGAUAUCUUGGGUUUCAGGGCUUGUCCAGACCUUGCUUUAUGCCGAUUUCUUUUAUUACUAUUUCCAAAGCUGGAAGAAUAAUGCAAAGCUUGAAUUGCCGGCUUGAGAUCGUCCUCUGCAUAAAAGUAUUUGAGGCUGAUAUUUUGAAGCAGCAGCAGCACUUCUCCAGACACUCUAGUAGGUACUUGGCAUGUGGUUUCGCUUAUGCCUGUCUUAAUUUGGACAAGAGAUGAGAUCCCAUUACUCAUUUAUCGUAUAUUUAGCCUGCUAUUAUGCGACUUAUUACUGUGUUGUAAUGUUGAGGGAAAUAGUUAUACAGCAAGAAUGACUAGCAGAACAUGUGGCCAACUUUUUCACUAGACAGAUAUACUUUGUCAUUUUCUUUUUUUCCCAAUUGAGAAAGAGCAAACAUAUGUUUCCUUA